AUGGCUCCAGCAUUUUGCGAUGCUCUUAGCACGGCGUUGCAUGCGUCGUUGGAGCUAUCAGCACUUGUUUCACUACUGGCCGGUGUCACUUCCCACCAUCUAAUCUUUCGGCCCUUUGAGAUUGAUGGCCAUGCCUGGCAGAUCCUUUUCAUCUUUCUUGGUUCAGUGUUCAUCUUGAUCACAGCCUAUAUACAAGUAGCUGGCUAUGGUGUUAUGCUGGCUCUGUGUCGUGCGUCGCUUAUCGCAGCUACCUACAGCGCUGGCGCCACGAUUAGCAUCCUCAUGUAUAGAGCAUUCUUUCACCCACUCAAUCGCUUUCCAGGCCCAUUCUUGGCUAAAAUUUCCCGAUUUUACGCCAUGAAAAAUGCUGCCAAGAACAUUAAAGCUUUUGAAGAUAUUCAAAGUCUCCACAAAGAAUACGGAGAUAUAGUUCGAGUUGGCCCGCGUGAGCUCUCCAUCAAUCGCCCCUCCGCCAUCAGUGUUAUAUACGAACCUCCUACACGAACAACAAGAUCGCCAUGGUAUGCACAGGUGUCAAAUGAUGUGACCAAAAUUUCCCUAAAUUCCACUCGAGUUCUUAAAGUACAUAAGCUUCGCAAGAAGGUCUGGGAAAGAGGUCUUGGUUUCCGAGCUCUGGCUGUUUAUGCGCCGCGAAUAAAGGCUAAAGUAGAUCUUCUGCUAUCAAAAAUCGCUAAGCAUCAUGGCCACCCCAUUGACAUGACGGCAUACGCUAUGUUUUUUGGCUUUGAUGUGAUGGGCGAUAUCGGAUUUUCCAAAGAUUUCCAUAUGCUGGAGCUGGAAAGCGAGCAUCUCGCCAUCAAAGGCGUUCACGAGAGCAUGCUGGCUAUUGGUGUUCUAGGCACAGUACCGUGGCUCUUGUCCAUGAUAUCUAAGGUGCCUGGUGCAGCAGCAAGCUUUUCUCGAUUUACCACAUGGUGCCAUCGGGAACUUCAAAAAAAGCGUGAGAUUAUGGCUAGUGAAGUCGCUGUGUUAAAGGAUCAAGACCCACGAGAUAUAAUAUCCUGGCUGCUGAAAGCCCGCAACGAAGGGGAUCCUUCUGCCCCACCUGGUGAAAUAGCAAUUCAAGAAGAUGCUCGCCUCUUGAUUAUAGCUGGAAGUGACACAACUAGCGCCGCUCUUUCAAAUGCACUCUAUUAUCUCGCUGGUAACCCAAAUUGCUAUCAGCGUCUUCAAGCAGCGAUUCGAGAAGAAUUCCCUGGAGGCAUAAACGACUGGACAUAUGAGAAAAAUGUCCCAUAUCUGGACUGCGUGAUCCAGGAGACAUUACGCCUAAAACCAUCCGUCCCAGGCGGCUUGCCUCGUGUCACGCCGCAACAAGGCCUUAUGAUUGGCGACGACUUCAUCCCUGGAGGUACAGUUAUCGCCGUCCCAACAUACACAGUACAACGGGACGCACGUUUUUGGUUAGACGCAGAUGCUUUCAAGCCCGAGAGAUGGGAGAACCUGUCCACGGAAAAAUCUCCUUGGAUUCCAUUUACACGAGGCCAAUGGGCAUGCCCUGGUAGAAAUCUAGCUAUGAUGGAGCUUCGCAUGGCCCUUAGCAACAUUGCACUCCGUUAUAGUGUGUCAUUUGCUCAUGCAGAUGCUGGCAAAAGCUUUGACAGUGGAGUUAUGGAUACCUUUACGUUGACACUUCCGCCGUUGCACCUUGUAUUUACGCCUUUGUAG
This is a messenger RNA of Trichoderma aggressivum f. europaeum, 1689 nucleotides long. RefSeq lists its product as uncharacterized. The coding region runs from base 1 to 1689 and encodes 562 amino acids. Gene Ontology annotation, molecular function: oxidoreductase activity, acting on paired donors, with incorporation or reduction of molecular oxygen; monooxygenase activity; iron ion binding. Lineage: Eukaryota; Fungi; Ascomycota; Sordariomycetes; Hypocreales; Hypocreaceae. The transcript is spliced from 7 exons. The record is from RefSeq and is a predicted model, not a curated record.